AUCUAUCUUUCUCUCUUUCUCUCGGAGCUAGCCGAGAACAAGAUCUCAAAAUUUUUCAUCUCUACGUAUAACGAUCUCUCGAUCCAUCGUUGGUUUAUCGUAUAAAUGAACGGACGGGGACUGAUAGAUCGAUCGAUACUUCGAGAUCAUCGGUUUAUAAGAUGAACUUUGAAAUCAUUAUCUAAAUUACUAUUUCUCUUUUUUUUUUUCCUUUCUUUUUUUCUACUUCUUUCUAAUGUCCGAUCGUUCGAACGAAUCGAUAGAGAAACAAAAAUGUAAAGAAAAUUUCUUAUUUAUCAAUUUUACGCUAUCGAACGCGUAAUGAAAUGAUUUCAUCCUCUCAUAUCCUCUCUCUCUCUCUCUCUUUCUCUCUCUCUCUCUCUCUCUCUCUCUCUCUUUCUCACCUCAGUCCGUCGAUGAUUUGAGAAAACCAUCAAAUUCUUCGCAGUUCCUAUCUAGAAAAUAAUACAAAACAAAUGGAAUUUGAUUAUAAAUCCUUUAGUUUAGCAUAGACGACGAUCAGGAGUAUGUUAAUAAUAAUGUAUAAUUAGAUACGGAUUGUCGGCGAAAAUGUUAUUUUGUAGUUGUGUCUCUGGUACAUGUCGAGCAAGCUAAAGAAAAUAUAGAGAAAGAGUUGGAAGGAGAGAGAAAGAGAAUGAGAGAGAGAGAGAGAGAGAGAGAGAGAGAGAGAGGACACAAAAGAGACGGGCACGCGCGAAGGGUGUCGUUCUUCGAUGUUUCUCUCGAUGCUGAAGGAGGGAGAAGAGAAAGAAGAAGGAUAGAUAAGUAGAAAAAGAGAGAAAGAGAGAGAGAGAGAGAGAGAGAGAAAUGGUGGAGUGUAAAAGAGGAAAGAGGGGGCAAGAGGAAAGAGAAAGAGAGAGUGACAGUAGUAGAGAGGACUCCGUUACCUCUAGUCAGUCUUUGCCGAGCUGUUGUCAGUGCCAGAGUAUCGUCGGCACUUAUUUUCACGAUCAUGCGGUGACGGAUUUUCUGUCAUCGAUACGUAUCGCUUGUAAUUUCGUUUCCCUCCCUUGUACCUUAUCUCUCUCUCUCUCUCUCUCUCUCUCUCUCUCUCUCUCUCUCUCUUUCCCGCUCUCUCGCUUUCUCGUUCUCUCGCUCUCUCAUUCUUUCUCGCAUUCGCACAGACUCAUUUUUUACUCUUUUAUAUCACCGUUCGAUCUAACUCGGAUCAAAUACGAUUGACAAAUCUCUCUCGUUUCUAUAUCUCUUAUUUAGCGCGCGCACGCGCGCGCCUUCUGUUUUUCUCAAUCGGUUAGAUUUUUGUCAGAUUUUUCCUCUUUUUUUUUUUGUUUUUCUUUUUCUUUCGUCGUUGAUUUUCUAUUUUCUCUCUCUCUCUCUCUCUCUCUCCUCGCAUCCCUUUACUCUUGUGAUCUCCUGUGAUCUCCGUGAGUAACUCGUGAAAGAAGAAUCCUUUUCCCGGUUGAGAACAAGAUCGGAAACAAUGGUCUCGAGCAACAGGACGAUUAGGAGGCUAUUGCUUGCCUGCUUGGCGGUAUUCCUCCUGUGUCUUUCAAAUCAGGCAGAAGGUGCAAGGAAAAGAUUACGAAGGCCCACUACAUUAACACCAUCGAUCUCGAACGAUCAGGAGGUAUCGGCUAGUGUUAACAGGUUCAAGGUCACGCGUAAUCGUGUUAACAAUAAGAGCACAAAGAAUGAAAUCCAACCUGGAAAGACGAACGAUUACAAGGUCGUGUGUUACUACACAAAUUGGUCGCAGUAUCGUACGAAAAUUGGUAAAUUCAUGCCGGAGGAUAUACAGCCAGAUCUUUGCACCCACGUGGUUUUUGCAUUUGGAUGGUUGAAGAAAAAUAAAUUGACAAGUUUCGAGUCGAACGAUGAAACCAAGGACGGUAAAAUUGGUCUUUACGAGAGAAUAGUGAACCUAAAGAAAGCUAAUCCGUCUCUGAAGAUUCUACUUGCUGUCGGUGGAUGGUCCUUUGGCACGCAAAAGUUCAAGGACGUAUCAUCGACGAGAUACGCUAGACAAACAUUCAUAUACAGCGCUAUACCAUAUUUGAGAGAUCGAAAUUUCGACGGGCUCGAUAUCGAUUGGGAAUAUCCGAAAGGAGGAGACGACAAAAAGAAUUACGUUCUAUUAUUGAAGGAACUUCGCGAAGCCUUCGAGGCUGAGGCACAAGAAAAAAAGAAACCGCGUCUUCUAUUAACAGCUGCCGUACCCGUUGGACCUGAUAAUGUUAAAGGUGGUUAUGAUGUGCCGGCUGUUGCCAGUUACUUAGACUUCAUCAAUCUCAUGGCGUACGACUUUCACGGUAAAUGGGAAAGAGAAACCGGACACAACGCGCCGCUUUUCGCAUCAUCCUUGGAUUCGGAAUGGCAAAAACAAUUGAGCGUUGACAAUGCGGCAUCGAUGUGGGUAAGAUUGGGUGCACCGAAGGAAAAGUUAAUUAUCGGUAUGCCUACGUACGGUAGAUCAUUCACUCUGUCAAACCCAUCGAACUUCCGUGUACACGCACCGGCCAGCGGUGGUGGUAAAGCUGGAGAAUAUACCAAGGAAUCCGGUUUCUUGGCUUAUUACGAGAUUUGUGAGAUGUUGCAAAACGGAGCAGCUUAUAUAUGGGACGACGAGAUGAAGGUACCAUAUUUGGUGUACGGUGAUCAAUGGGUAGGCUUCGACGAUGAAAAAUCUAUAAGGAACAAAAUGCAUUGGUUGAAAUCUACCGGUUAUGGUGGUGCUAUGAUAUGGACCGUCGACAUGGACGAUUUCAAUGGUACUGCUUGUGUCGGAAACGUCAAGUAUCCAUUGAUCGGCGCAAUAAGAGAAGAAUUAAGAGGUAUCUCACGAGGACCGGAUGCCAAGGACGUCGAUUGGAGUUCAGUUGCUACUACCAUCACGGAAACUAUUGUUAAGAAACCAGAACCUUACAAAAUUUCUAUCUCUGACGCAUUGAGCAAGGCCAAGAAAGUACCAAAAUUAACUCAAUUGGUUAUUAAUACGCCAACGAACGAAAGAGAAGCGCAGACCAUUUGUUAUCUGACCAAUUGGUCUCACAAAAGACCAGGCCUUGGUAAAUUUUUGCCCGAGGACAUCGACCCAACACUUUGCACUCACGUCGUCUAUGCUUUCGCGACCUUGAACGAUCAUCUGCUCAGCGAAGGAAGCGAUCAAGAUGUUGAAAUGUAUAAAAGAUUGAUUGCACUUCGUGAGAAGAACCCAGACAUAAAGAUAUUGUUAGCUAUUGGAGGCUGGGCCUUUGGAUCGACACCCUUCAAAACAUUGACUAGCAAUACUUUCCGAAUGAAUCAAUUUGUUUAUGAAGCCAUAGAGUUCCUCAGGGAAUACAAAUUUGACGGAUUGGACGUUGAUUGGGAAUAUCCACGAGGAGCCGACGAUCGUGCUGCUUAUGUGAAUCUUUUGAAAGAACUCAGGCUAGCUUUCGAGGGCGAAGCAAAGAGCUCUGAUCAGCCUAAAUUAAUUUUAUCUGCGGCUGUACCGGCCAGUUUCGAGGCUAUAGCUGCUGGAUAUGACGUCCCGGAAAUAUCCAAGUACCUGGACUUCAUCAAUGUGAUGACGUACGAUUUUCAUGGUCAAUGGGAACGUCAAGUUGGACAUAAUAGUCCUCUUUAUCCUCUUGAGAGUGCAACGAGUUAUCAAAAGAAAUUGACAGUCGACUACAGUGCACGAGAAUGGGUGAAACAAGGUGCACCAAAAGAAAAAUUAAUGAUAGGUAUGCCAACUUAUGGCAGAUCGUUUACAUUAGUCGACGAAGACAAAUUUGACAUUGGAGCGCCUGCCUCUGGUGGUGGUAUCCCUGGUAAUUACACCAACGAAGCCGGAUUCUUAUCCUAUUACGAGGUAUGUGGAUUUUUGAACGAAGAGAACACGACUUUGGUAUGGGAUAGCGAACAACAAGUACCUUUUGCUUAUAAAGGUGAUCAGUGGGUUGGUUUCGAUGACGAAAGAAGUCUUAUAAACAAAAUGAACUGGUUGAAAGAGGAAGGUUUCGGUGGUGUCAUGAUCUGGUCGAUCGACAUGGACGAUUUUCGUGGAUCAUGCGGUGCCGGAAAAUAUCCACUGAUCAAAGCAAUGAAGAAGGAAUUGCAGGAUUACAAAAUCAAAUUGGAAUACGAUGGUCCAUACGAGAGUUCCGUUAGAAAUGGCAAAUACACUACGAAAGAUCCGAACGAAGUGACCUGUGACGAAGAGGACAAUCACAUAUCCUAUCACCCAGACAAAAGCGAUUGCACGAUGUAUUACAUGUGCGAAGGUGAACGCAAACAUCAUAUGCCCUGCCCAGUUAAUCUCGUUUUCAAUCCCAACGAGAACGUCUGCGAUUGGCCGGAAAACGUUGAGGGAUGUUUGCAACACACGCAAGCGCCGCCUUUGCGAAAAUAAUUAAAUGAAUAAGAGAGAGAGAAAAGGAAGGAAAAUUAUUUUUGCAUAAAACAAAAAAAAGAAAAACUGCGGCAUUUUACGUGUGCGAUAAAAACGGAAAAAGAUGAAUAACAAGGAUGAUAAGAUCUUUAUCAUCGAGUUUUAUCAGCCCUGUUUUUAAUUCAGUAGAUAGAUAGAUAAAAAAGAAAAAAAAGAGAGACAGAGAGAGAGAGAGAGAGAGAGAGAGAGA
This is a messenger RNA of Vespa mandarinia (Asian giant hornet), 4604 nucleotides long. RefSeq names its product chitinase 7 (gene Cht7). Gene Ontology annotation, molecular function: chitin binding; chitinase activity. Gene Ontology annotation, biological process: carbohydrate metabolic process; chitin catabolic process. NCBI's taxonomy places the organism in Eukaryota, Metazoa, Arthropoda, Insecta, Hymenoptera, Vespidae. The record is from RefSeq and is a predicted model, not a curated record. Gene Ontology annotation, cellular component: extracellular region.